Molecule: messenger RNA, 543 nt
Organism: Symbiodinium natans
Lineage: Eukaryota; Dinophyceae; Suessiales; Symbiodiniaceae
Source: the annotation of a GenBank genome assembly
AUGGCCCAGGUGGAGCAUGAGCUUGGCAAGGCUGAGAAGGGCUACCUCAAGGAGAUGCAGCAGGAGCAGUCCGAUUUUGACGAGAAUCUUGUUGAUUUGGCCGGCAUCGUGGACUCAUUUGCUCAGUACUCCAACCUGGCAAACAUCAAGGAGAUUUAUGAGAAUGUGGAAAGCGUCAACGAGCGCCUGAAGCAGGCCUCGUCCCAGGCCAAGCUCUUCAACUCCCGCGAGGCGCUCUUUGGGCAAGAGUCUUCCGACUACACCCACCUGCAGCAACUCCAGAAGGAGUGGGAACCUUUCUCCCAACUAUGGGUCACUGCCUACCACUGGCUGGAAGACUCUGAGAAGUGGAUGAAUGGCCCCUUCCAUGAGAUCGACGCCAAGUAUUGUGAGCAGUCGGUGACGACCGGAGCCAAGACUCUCUUCAAGACGGUCAAAGGUCUCGAGAAGAGGGAGGACGCUGGCAAAGUGCUGCAAAUCGCCAGAGACAUCAAGGGGCAGAUCGAUGCCUUCCAGCCGUACGUCCCCAUAGCGCGGGCCUGA